This is a messenger RNA of Salvelinus sp. IW2-2015, 2702 nucleotides long. It is a transcript of the gene dyrk4, whose product is annotated as dual-specificity tyrosine-(Y)-phosphorylation regulated kinase 4. Gene Ontology annotation, cellular component: cytoskeleton; nucleus; cytoplasm. Lineage: Eukaryota; Metazoa; Chordata; Actinopteri; Salmoniformes; Salmonidae. The record is from RefSeq and is a predicted model, not a curated record. Gene Ontology annotation, molecular function: protein serine/threonine kinase activity; protein serine/threonine/tyrosine kinase activity; ATP binding. Gene Ontology annotation, biological process: peptidyl-serine phosphorylation; peptidyl-threonine phosphorylation.
CAACGUGAGGAGCUCAGUACUGCGACUCAGUAUAGGCUAUCCACAGGGAUACAGUGUGCGUUUUAGCCACAGUGCCUCAGCAGUAGGCUACAGUAUAUUGGCUACUGUAUAGUAAUGUGCGCAAUGGCGCACACUCACCGAGCACUAUUGGAUUUUAGGAGUGUCGGUCGAAUGUAGGGGAGGAUAGGUAGCCAAAAACAAAUCUAUAUCGGGAAAACCCAGCUGUCAGAUGCAGAAACGUGAACAGGUGGCCUCUCCAGAGACUUACGAGUGAAGGUGAAUGGACUAACAGCUUACCUCUUCCUCUAAUCUUCUGCUGACGACAGCAAUACUGACCCUACGGUCAAAAUUAUGUCUAUCGCAGUUUGAGAUUCAGGACCCGAUCAAUUCGUGUUGAUUCAAGUGACAGUCGCUCCUCGGUUGGACUUUCGUUGCCAGACGUUUUUUUCUCCAAGUGUCAGCGAAUCUGAAAGUGACGUCUGGACUUUCGAAGAUGUGCUGGCGCCUUGCAUUUACCUGGCUUUCACAGUAGUUACUUUCACGUAUAGGCUACAUUGAGAUUGGGAUUUACUAAGGACCCAGGUGCCAAAGCAGCAUGUUUCCCGAAAUUAAUAACAAGUCUUCAAAACCAGAGGCCUUCCCCCACUCACACAGACUKCAGACCCAACAGGCAACCAACCGGCCCUAUUUACAGAAGUUUAACUCGGAGGGGACCUUGCCCCAUCUGGAGCCCCCAGUGAUACAGGUGGUUGUCAGCAAUGCCAAACUACACCACCAGCWGUCCGAUAGCAUCCUGCCCCACAUCGUCAACAAGGGGGUGCAGAGCAACUACCAGACACACCAGGAUGAGAGAUCAAAGCCCUCCUCCCAGUUCCCCAUGCGGUUCGGCUCCUCCGUGGAGAACCUGUCUGACUCCAUCACCACCAAGAGCCUCAGCAACAAGCUGGAGGAGAAGAAGCUUUAUGAGGGACAGAGGCUGCCCAUGUCUCCCACAGAGGCACUGAGGCACUUCCAGGGGCGUCUGACAGAGUUUGAGCAGGAGGAGAUCAUGGAUUACUCAGAGAUCUGGUUCCUGGGUCUGGAGACCAAGAAGAUUGAGGGCUCUCACGGGAUUCCUCAGAACGCAGGCUACGACGACGAGCACGGCAGCUACAACAAGGUUCUACACGACCACAUUGGCUUCCGCUUUGAGGUGUUGGAGGUAAUCGGGAAGGGAUCCUUUGGACAGGUUCUGAAAUGUCUGGACCACAAGACCCAAGAACUGGUUGCCAUCAAGGUCAUUCGCAACAAGAAAAGGUUUCAUCACCAGGCCCUAGUGGAACUAAAGAUCCUGGAUGCUGUGAGGAGGAAAGACAGGGAAAACUGCCACAAUGUCAUCCAUAUGAAGGAAUACUUCUACUUCCGCAACCAUCUCUGCAUCUCCUUCGAGCUGCUAGGAGUCAACCUGUAUGAGCUGAUCAAGAAGAACAACUUCCAGGGCUUCAGUCUGGCCUUGAUUCGUCGUUUCACCCACUCCCUGCUCAAGUGCCUGCAGAUGCUGCAUAAGGAGAAGAUCAUUCACUGUGACCUCAAACCGGAGAACAUCCUUCUGUCUCAGAAAGGACAAGGAAAUAUCAAGGUGGUGGACUUUGGGUCCAGCUGUUAUGAGCAGCAGAGAGUCUACACCUACAUCCAGAGUCGUUUCUACCGCUCCCCAGAGGUGAUUCUGGGCCACCCCUACAGCAUGGCCAUCGACAUGUGGAGCCUGGGCUGCAUCAUGGCUGAGCUCUACACCGGCUUCCCGCUCUUCCCUGGGGAGAGCGAGGUGGAGCAGAUCGCCUGCAUCAUGGAGGUAUUCGGUAUGCCUCCCAAUGAUUUUGUGCAGACGGCAUCCAGGAAAAGAUUGUUUUUCGACUCCAAAGGAAACCCCAGAAACAUCACAAACAGCAAAGGGAAGAAGAGGCGACCCAAUUCCAAAGACCUGGCCAGUGUGUUGAAAACCAAUGAUCCUCUGUUCCUGGACUUCCUUCGACGCUGCCUCAUGUGGGAUCCAACCAAGCGUAUGACACCAGAUGAGGCGAUGCAGCAUGAGUGGAUCCAGGAGGCCCGUCUCAACAAGCUCAGGCCCAAAACACGACCCAUGAUGAGGAAGCCCAGUGAAAGCAUGAGCAGCACAGAAAACAACUACAAGGCCACUUACRGCAAAGUAGUUACUAACAGAACAGCUGAGAAGAUCGGGUCCGAUAGCAACAACAAGCUGAAGAGGGACCUCUCCGCCAAGGCAGGGGGCAAGAUGGUGACCGCUGAGCGACUACGUCCCAUUGGAGCGUCAGCAGAGGAGCAGUUGUGUGAGGGCGUGGCCAAGGUCAACAGGGACACCAAUCAUGAGGCGAGCGAGGAGAGGCCCGUGCACAUCGUCAUCAAGCCUCAUCUAGAUGUGGGCACCGACGGAGAGUGCCAGGAGUCAUCCCAGUGUCUGCCCCCUAUCAUGUAGCAGCACAGGCAGGCAGCACUAGGCGUUAUGGACUUUAACAUCCUCAAAGAGGCACAGUGGAUAAUGAAUARUGUGGUCAUGUCUAGGGGAUCUCCUGUUUUGUAACAUUCCUGUGGUCUAUGACACGCAUUCAAUACGUUUAAUAAAGUCACCUUAGCUCAGGGUUUCCCAAACUCGGGACCUAAGAAGAGCACGUUUUGUUUUUUGCCUUAACACUACACAGCUGAUU